AUGAUAAAUCCACGAAUUCAUGAACCUUUAAUAUACAAUAUUGACAAUAAACAAAUAUAUGAUGUUACCGAUUUAGACAACACGGAAAUUAUUGACAAUUAUACGAUAUAUCCUGACUACAAAUGGGUCAAUAACAUCCUAGCUUCUCAUACAACUUCUCACAUCGGACAUAAUUUUUGCCAAGAAUGCACAAUUCUGCAACAUGUAUUAUACUACCAUUUUAAAAAUGUAAAUUUUGCUACAAUAGGUGUUAAUAUUAAUGGAAAACUUGCACAUUUAACAGGAUCAAAUUGUGGAUUUCCAGAAUUCAAUCCUAAGGUUCAUUCAUUGCAAGUAUACAAGAAAGUAGCUAUUGGAUUUACGUAUCAUGGCUCCUUUGGCCAUUUCAUAAACGACAUGGUUUGUGGAUUGAUCGCAUUACCUUCAAACAUCACUUUGGAUGCUGAAAUUUUCAUUAAAUACGACAUCGCUGAUGCCAAGCGUUUUCUUGGACACCUUGGAUUCGAUAGUACUAGAGUGCACGAACUUACUGAUGACUACAUAUAUGCAAAGGAUGCUUACAUUGCCUGCUCAAAAGCUGGAUGGAAUGCAUUGCAAAUUGCAUGGGCAGAUUUAAGAAGUAUUUUUUAUCGCCGUUUUAAUCUUGACAAAAUUGAGCCUAUGCAGCAUUCAGUAUAUAACAAAUUGGAAGGAACAUGGGAACAUGUUUCUAAUAUCGACUUCUUACUCAACUGGUCUAGAACUACCUAUCCUCAAUAUAAUUGGAUAUUGUACGAUUAUUGGACCUCGAGAAAUUUCACAUUUUUGGCAAAAGUCGUUGCUAGUUCAAAAAUUCUUAUGAUUGGCGCAGGAUCUUUUGUCUUCAAUGAUAUAUUUUUGCAUAAAGGAUGCGGUUGCUAUAUAUUUGGAAACACUUGCAAUGAUCAAAAUGUUUAUUUCUCUGGAUUAACAUUGCAAUUAUAUGUUGUAUAUGUUGCAAGCCCUCAUUUCAGAUGGCAUUUGGUACAGCCAUCAGAAUUUGAUGUUAAUCUUUACAAAGAAACUAUAGCUGAUCUGAUAUGCGCUGUGUAUAAGGGAGAAUGGCCAAAAGACGUGUCUAAAAGGUUUAGAAUACCAUUUAAUUCGGAAGAAGUUUAUAAUAAAUACAUAGGAAUGUUUAAUGGGACGACUAAUUUGCAAAUAACUCGUAAGAAAAUGAUAUAUUAUUGA
Molecule: messenger RNA, 1209 nt
Organism: Trichomonas vaginalis G3
Lineage: Eukaryota; Parabasalia; Trichomonadida; Trichomonadidae
Product: glycosyltransferase family
Exons: 1
Coding region: 1-1209 (402 amino acids)
Molecular function (GO): glycosyltransferase activity
Source: RefSeq, a predicted model, not a curated record